This is a messenger RNA of Lathyrus oleraceus (garden pea), 1641 nucleotides long. Its product is annotated as zinc-finger homeodomain protein 9. Gene Ontology annotation, cellular component: nucleus. Lineage: Eukaryota; Viridiplantae; Streptophyta; Magnoliopsida; Fabales; Fabaceae. The coding region runs from base 385 to 1440 and encodes 351 amino acids. The transcript has a single exon. The record is from RefSeq and is a predicted model, not a curated record. Gene Ontology annotation, biological process: regulation of developmental process; regulation of DNA-templated transcription. Gene Ontology annotation, molecular function: DNA-binding transcription factor activity; transcription cis-regulatory region binding.
UUUCAUUUCUCAUUUUGCAUCAUCAUUCCAACAAACAAAAAAACCUUUCUCUUCUUCAUCUCUUCCCCCUUUUCCUUCUAACCUUUGUUCUUUUUAAUUUUCACUUUUUUUCAAACCCCAAAUCCAAAACCAAAACCCCUUAAUUUCUCAAUGAUAAAACAGUGUCAUCCAUCACUCAUCAAACUCAUAAAACUCUCAAAAAACUUCAAUUCAUGGAGUAUAUAUAAUACAUGUCAUCUCUUUCUCUAAUCUCUAAUCUACAAAGAAAACCUAAACCUAUAAGCAUAAAAAGCUAACCUUGUCCCCUUUUUUAUAUCAUUUUUUUCUCCUUAAAUUAUUAUUAAUAUCACAAAAAUCUUUUCUUCAACCAUAGAUGUUAGAGCCAUGGACAUAACCCCAACACAAACAACAACAACAACACCAUUACCAACCAUUUUAACAACAUCUACAACAACCUUAACAAAAUCACCAGAACAUGAAACCGAAACACCCACCAAAAUCACCACUCCCACUACAACCACAACACCAAAAAUCUCAUCUUUUUCCAACGGUGUUCUCAAACGCCUCCACAACCACCACCACCACCACCUUAACAACCACCACAACAACCUCGUAACUGUUACUUACAAAGAAUGUCUCAAAAACCACGCAGCAAACUUAGGUGGUCACGCCCUCGACGGCUGCGGCGAAUUCAUGACAUCCCCCACCGCAACAUCCGCCGACCCAACAUCCUUAAAAUGCGCUGCCUGUGGCUGUCACCGUAAUUUCCACCGCCGUGAACCCGAAGAGCCACAUCUCUCCACCACCACGCAUGUAAUCGAAUAUCAACCUCACCACCGUCAUCAGCCUCUCCCACCGCCGCCGUUCUCCACCCGCAGCCCGAAUUCAUCCUCUCCACCGCCGAUCUCCUCAACUUACUACCCCUCCGCCCCUCACAUGCUCCUCGCCCUCUCCACCGCCUUGCCGGAAAACGUCUCAGCCCCUAACUCCGCCAUGAUCUCUCCUGGCUCCCACACUAGAAAACGCUUCCGAACAAAAUUCACUCAAGAUCAGAAAGAAAAGAUGCUGAAAUUCGCUGAGAAAGUUGGUUGGAAGAUGCAGAAAAAAGACGAAGAUUAUGUUCAUGAAUUCUGCAACGAAAUCUGUGUUGAUCGAAGUGUUCUCAAAGUUUGGAUGCACAACAACAAAAACACUUUCGCUAAAAAAGACAACAACAUCAACAACCUCAACGACAUCGACAACAACCUCAACAACAUCAACAAUGAGGUUAAUGUUGGUGUUAAGAGUUUCUUGCCUCUUGAGAAUGAAGAACACAACAUCAAUAACAUCAACAAAGGUGAAACAAAACUUGAGAUUCAUACUCAUAAUCAUAAUCAUAAUCAUCACUACCAGAAUGAUGUUGGAGUAACUGUUCGUGCUAAUGGUUCAUCUUCUUCUUGAUCUUUAAUAGAUCUUUAAUUGAUCUUUAAUGGAAGAAAAUUAAAUAAUUUGUUAGAUAGAUUUUUAAGUACUAUGUAUUAUUACUUGGUUAAUUUUUAAUUAAUUAGCUUUUUUUUAAAUUUUAAUUUUAGUUUAUGUAAUGAGAUUAUGGAUGAUGAUGAUUACCACCUUUGUUAACAUUGAAGAGAAUUUAUUAUUUUA